AGUCUUGUGUUCACUAGUGACUACAAUUUUAAGCUAUCAAAGCGGUUAUACCAUUGGCAGUUCAAGGCCCCGGAAAGGUCUCUGUAGGAUCAGCCGGAUCAAUCAUUACAUGUACAUUAUCUUGAGUGCAGUAUCUGCGUGGAUGCUACUAGUAGCUAGCUUUUGGACUGGUGCGAGACAAAGCGGCUCUCAUCUAUUGGUACUGCAGUUGUUCAAGUCAUCGUCAGGAGCAGCUCAAAGCUACUAGCUAGAGUGCGUAGGCAGCUUGAGAGUUGAGAGGAGAGACUCAGUGAAUCUUUGCGAAAAUGCCGGAUCCAACCGACACGACCAAGAAGCAUCAAAAAGACGGCAAUACAGAAGGCGAGAAACUAGACGAGAAAAACGCUGACAAGAUGGAAGUAGAUGAUGCCGAGAAGGAAGAGGGCAAAACUGGAACGGAUACAGAUUCUGGAGAGAAAGAAGAGGAUGAAGAAGGUCCAUCCGACGAUGAGGACGAAUAUCAUCAUAAGUGGCUUGACAAAGGGAAGCAACGCAGUGGGCGCACGGAGUAUGAAUCGGUCCUAGUGACUAUCAAUACUACGACAUUUCGAGUCAACAGAAACGAUUUCGUGCUCCUGUGGAGCGAUCAAGGUGAAGAUGACCAAAAAGAAAACGAAAAGGAGGAAGGGAAAAAGGAGUCCGUGGAAGAAAUAUGGCAGUCUGCCGGAUGCGCCAAGGUCGAAGCCAUGUGGGAAGAACCCGCCAAAUCCGGACGUAUGCAAGCCAUGUUUCAAGCCAGAUGGUUUCUAAGGAAACAGGAUCUCUCACGAAUUCUCGAUGGCGAUGAGGUUGUUGGAGACUUGACGCUAAAGAGACUGAUGAAUCGAAUGCAACCACGCGAGGUGGUUGAAUCCCUGGAGGUCGACAAUUAUUUCUUCGGUGUGUGCGGGGGGCCUGCAAGAAUCUUCUUUAGAGAUCCACCAACAAAAGAUGAGGACAAGGAAAAGCAAAAUCCACUUCCAAACGACGCCUUCAUGUGCCGCUACGCGCUGAAGAAAUUGGAAGAUUUGUCUGAGCAAACUGAUGGCGAGUCAGCAGCUGACGACGACCCCAGAAAGAAAGCCAAACGUCGUUUGCAGGUCGUUCCGUACGAAGCUGACAGCAGUGGGGACGAAAAUGACGAUGAUGGUGAUCCGAAUGACAUCAGCAAUCAAGAGAAAAACAGCAAGAAGCGUCGCCGAAGUGACUCCGAAAGUGACACCAUGGAUGAACCGUCAUCGGGCCAAGAAGGAUCCUCCUCGGACGACGAAUCUAAAGUUGUACAAGGAGAAGGGACCCUGACGUCUCAAGGGAAAAUUAGAGUCGGGCCCAAGUUUCAGGUGCCUGUACCAGCCUUUGAUGCGAACGUAAAGGUAUCGUCCAGAACGAGAAACCCCACCCUGGUAUGGAGCGCUAGCAAAUCUCCCAGUGAAGAAUCGCUGAAGGAGUACUUCGAGAAGGCUGCGGCCAUUCUGACUCCAUUUGCCAAACAACAGCUGCUCGUGGCAGGAGCCGAACCUUUUGCUUCGAGACCCUUCGCCCAAACGGACAAAGAUAAAAGAUGGGAAGUUUCGUUUGUCUCCACAGCUGCGGCGCUGGCCGCUUUGCCGGCCGAGAGCAUGUAUCGAGAAUGUGACUCUGAUGCACUUUUAAAGAAUCUCGUUGAUCAAAACUACGACGUGGAGGCCGCAGUAGGGAUGGUAUCUGCUUCACCCAGGGAUUUUCUCUCGAGAUGGACUCUUGCAGAACGAGAGGGUUUCGACGGAGCAUUUCGGAAUCACGGUGGCUCACUUCGAUCCGUUGCAACAAGUUUGUCCUCGUUGUCUUCUGACAAGACUCAUCGCCAGAUAAUUGACUACUACUAUCGCUUCAAAAUCCCCGGUCAGUUCCAGCGUUAUCGCGAAAAGAUGCGAGAGCAAGCCGUUCGAAUGAGCGAACUGUUGGAAACCAAGAGAUUCCAGGAGAACAGGGAGGUGCAAGUCUCUCGACAGCAAGGUGAUGGUAGCGCUACUGGCGAACCAGAGAAUAAGAUUCAAGGAGGAGAGAAGGGAUCAGAAUCGGCAAACUGGUCUGAUACUGGGACUGGUGAUGUGUCUCAAGCAGUCGAAGGGAGAAGGUCAGAUGCCAAGCAACUGCUGUUGGAUAUUCAGCGCGAACUGGGCAAAGACAAGAUGGCUGAAGUUGGAGGGGCGAUUAUCAGUUUGAACCAAGGUUCCGAAGUCGAGUCGAAGGAAGCCCUCCUGCGUAUUCUGAAGAACCACCCUCAACUUCACCAGCGACUAGUAGAGUUUCUGCCUCGACGGUUCUGGAAGUGACUUCACGUUGGACCUUCACUUUUGUAGUCAACAACUUCUACUAUAAAAAAAGCAAACUAUAGUACAAUGGAGUUGUUCCUCGCC
Seminavis robusta is the source of this 2417-nucleotide messenger RNA. The record is from the annotation of a GenBank genome assembly. Lineage: Eukaryota; Bacillariophyta; Bacillariophyceae; Naviculales; Naviculaceae.